AUGGGCUCAGAAAAGGCCAGCAGCCCCCGCUGGGCGGCGUUCGCGCGGGACACGAACGAGACCAAGAUUCAGCUGGCGCUGAACCUGGACGGCGGCGCAUUCCCGCCCGAGACAGACGCGAAGCUGAAGUCGGCCGCCGAGGAGGGACACGCGAGCCAGGCCAGCAAGUCGCAGACCAUCAGCGUGAACACGGGCAUCGGCUUCCUGGACCACAUGCUGCACGCGCUGGCGAAACACGCCGGCUGGAGUCUGGCGCUGGCGUGCCAGGGCGACCUGCACAUCGACGACCACCACACCGCCGAAGACGUCUGCAUCGCGCUCGGGUCGGCCUUCGCCCGCUCCCUCGGCAGCGCGACAGGGCUAGCGCGCUUCGGGUCGGCCUACGCACCUCUAGACGAGGCGCUCUCGCGCGCCGUGGUGGACUUAUCGAACCGGCCGUUCAGCAUCGUGGACUUGGGGUUAAAGCGCGAGAAGAUCGGCGACCUGAGCUGCGAGAUGAUUCCGCACUGCCUGCAGAGCUUCGCGCAGGCCGCGCGCGUCACGAUCCACGUCGACUGCCUGCGCGGCGACAACGACCACCACCGCGCCGAGAGCGCCUUCAAGGCCCUGGCCGUCGCCGUGCGCAUGGCUACGGCUCGCGUGCCGGGGCGCGAGGGCGAGGUGCCGAGUACGAAGGGGACGCUGAGUGUGUAG
Messenger RNA from Anthostomella pinea, 693 nucleotides. NCBI's taxonomy places the organism in Eukaryota, Fungi, Ascomycota, Sordariomycetes, Xylariales, Xylariaceae. The record is from the annotation of a GenBank genome assembly.